AAGCUGCUCAGUGCGCUUCAGCCGGACUCCACACGGAGCUUCAUUUUCUGUCUGUACACGCUGAGCCAGCGCUUUAUUUCAAAUGAAGCGUCCUCUCAUUCCGCUAAUAAGUUUUUACACGUGAUAUAACAGCUAUCUUCGCCAUGAGCUGCUUGGAUGUCAUGUAUCAAGUUUAUGGUCCACCUCAACCUUAUUUUGCCGCAGCAUACACACCAUAUCACCAUCAGAAAUUGGCAUUUUACUCCAAAAUGCAAGAAUCCACAGAAACACUGAGCGGAAGCAGCUCUUCUUUUUCCAACCUUUCCGGGCCAUCCAUAAAAGAGGAGGACUGUGCCCGGGAGAAAGAUCACCCGCCGGAGGCUGAAUACAUCAGCUCCAGAUGUGUGCUAUUCACUUAUUUCCAAGGGGACAUCAGUUCGGUGGUGGAUGAACAUUUCAGUCGGGCUUUGAGUCAGUCUAGUAGUUGUGCAACUGGUUCCACCAUCAGCAAGACAGCAAGAGGCACAUCAUCCUGGAGAGAUGGAUCAUUCCCUAUGAUCCAGAGAAGCUUCCCUCCCUCGUUCUGGAACAGCGCGUAUCAGCCGUCAGUGACAGCAUCUCUCGGCAGCGCCCUGGGUUCCUCCCACACAGAUCUUCCCUUCCCGCCGGACCCGUACUCCAACGCGUCUCUACACAGCCACCUUCACCAAGCCACCCCAGAGCCCUGGCACCCCUCUCACCACCAUCACCCUUACUCGCUCAGCGGAGCCAUCGGCACCCAGGGAUCUGCUUACCCCCGGCCCUCUAUGCACGACAUGUACGGAACACACUUUGACCCCCGUUACAGCUCUCUGCUCGUGCCCUCGGUGCGGCCGCAUAGACUUCCUCCAGCCACGGUUCCCACACCUGGAGCCUCUCCGUGUGAUAUCAGCAAGAGUGAACCGGGAAGCUCGACGUGGACCGGAGCUUUCACAGCGGCGAGCUCUGAUAUGAGCCUGAACAUGGAUACAGGUCUACAGAGCCAGGAUAAAAGCAAGGACUUGGUCUGGUUUUAGUGCCCUGUGGCUGCUUCUUUCUCCGCUGGCUUGUUUUUCUGUGGCUUUAGUGUAACAGAUUCUCAUCUCACUUGCAGCUCGGCGCUACACCCUCUGCAGCGGGACCAUCCUAAGCUGAACCCUUCGGAUGAAUGCAAAACUCUCUCUCUCUCGAUUAAGACAAGACAGUAAAGAGAAGCAAACAUACUUUAGUGAUGUGACUAGCAGCUGCUCUGGCACUGACCCUCAGCAAAACGGACCCAAACUGAGCUUUGAGAAAGGACAAACAUUACUUUAAGGGGACAUUUGAGAGCAGAAAAGAU
Messenger RNA from Carassius carassius (crucian carp), 1336 nucleotides. Its product is annotated as transcription cofactor vestigial-like protein 2. Gene Ontology annotation, biological process: regulation of transcription by RNA polymerase II. Bases 144 to 1034 code for a protein of 296 amino acids. The record is from RefSeq and is a predicted model, not a curated record. The transcript has 4 exons. Gene Ontology annotation, cellular component: nucleus. NCBI's taxonomy places the organism in Eukaryota, Metazoa, Chordata, Actinopteri, Cypriniformes, Cyprinidae.